AAAUGUGUGAAAUUUGGAAAUAUGAAAUACAAACUUGCAUUACAUUUGCAUGUCAUUUGGAAAUGGAAAGUAAAUUCAAACAUUGUCGAGCAUUGGCGAGGGUGUUUGAGGGACAGUGUUAACUGGAUUAAAAAACUAAUUUAAAAACCGUUUCAGGACACCCUAUGUGAACCAACCUCCUAUAUUUUUAGCCAUACUUACUUGCUCUUGGAUUGAAUGCAAAUUUAAAACGAUGUGCUCAAAAAAGGAGGCUGAGCGGAUGACAGUGCGUCAGUCUCUCGGAGCAAAAGUGCACACAUGCGCGUUCACGUGCCCUGAGCCAUAGAAUAUAAUGGAAUUCGAGUGCUGACGUAAUCGGAUAAGGAACUGCUCAAGAGUCCAAGACGGUCCAUCUUCAUAGUGAAUGCUCUUGGAAUUUCGUUCUGGCUGGACUCUUUUCAAAAACAAAAGUGUUUUUCGUAUCAAAUGCCACUUCCUCUGUACUGUCAGCAGUAGGUGAUAUGUGAUAAUUAAAAGUCAAUUGUUGUCUCAUUGCCAUGGCAUUGCCAGAGCAGCACCAGCCGCUACACGAGACCGAAGUUAGGUGUGAUCGUGAAGGGGGAGCUGUUACUGUGCAGAUAACCGACAGCCGGGAUCAACAGGUGGGUCCAGACCAAGAGGUUGACCCUGUCGACAUGGGCUCCUCCAAACCCUGCAAAUACAGCAUCUCGUCAAGCUGCAGCUCAGUUGUUCCCAGGGCUAUGAGGACUCAUCUGAGCAGGCCGAGGAGAGUCCCGCAGCUGUUCGAGAGGUCCGCCGCGCAGUGCUGGGACCCCAAGUUUGACUCCUCCAUUCUAGAGGAGGCAUGCAGGGAACGUUGCUUCCCGCAGAUGCAGAGAAGAUUCCGCUACAUCCUGUUUUACCUGGCCACGGCUGCGCUGCUGUGGGGGAUUUACUUCGGGAUCAAUAGCACCAGGUGUGACCCUACAACCUUCCUGGUACCCACGGCAGGGUUUCUUGUGCUUUGCCUUCUCCUCCUCUUGUUUACGUUCUCAAGGCCAUAUGCGCGAUUCUACAACCAUGCCUCCUUCCUCCUUACAGUGAUCAUGUUUGGCAUCACUCUGGCGCCCCAGACGCAAACCGCUCUCUUUGCUCUUUUUGAUGGCCAGAAAGCAGGCAAUCAUUCACUACUACCUGCUUUUCAAAAUGCUCCUUGUAUAUCACCAGUUGGGACAUUUUCACUCUGUAUGGAGGUGCUGCUUUUGCUGUACAGUGUGUUGCAUUUGCCCCUGUAUGCGUCGGUGCUUCUAGGCCUGCUGUAUUCUGUCCUCUAUGAGGCUUUAGGUUGGCUGCACCUUGCUCAGUUGGAUGGUGGUUAUGUAGGGUCAGGGGUGGAAAGCUCAGACUGGCAUAAUCUAAGCUGGCUCGGCCCAGGUAAAGUCCUGCUGCACCUGUGCGCACACGUCAUUGGCAUCCACAUAUUCAUCAUGUCCGAAGUGCGCUCUCGGAGUACCUUUCUCAAGGUGGGUCAGGCGAUCAUGCACGGGAAGGAUCUGGAGGUUGAGAAGGCGCUGAAGGAGCGCAUGAUCCAUUCUGUGAUGCCUCGGCUGGUGGCGGACGAGCUGAUGAAACAGGGAGACGAGGAGAGCGAGAGCUCAGGGAAGCGAUACAGCGCAGGUACGUGCUCCGUCGGCACUGCCGCCGCCGCGACCUCGUCCAGCCCCAAAAACAACAAGCGUAAGAAGAAUUCUAUUCCUCGUGGACAAAUCAUUUUCAGGCCCUUCAACAUGAAGCGCAUGGAGCCAGUCAGCAUCCUCUUCGCUGACAUUGUGGGAUUCACCAAAAUGAGUGCCAACAAGUCCGCCCAUGCACUGGUAGGACUGCUGAACGACCUCUUCGGCCGCUUCGACCGUCUUUGUGAGUUGACCCGCUGCGAGAAGAUCAGCACUCUAGGAGAUUGCUACUAUUGUGUGGCGGGCUGCCCUGAGCCUGUCCUCGAACACGCAUGCUGCUGUGUGGAAAUGGGGCUUGGGAUGAUCCAGGCCAUCGAGCAGUUCUGCCAGGAGACGUCAGAGACCGUGGACAUGCGUGUUGGCGUUCACACUGGCACCGUGCUCUGUGGCAUUCUGGGAAUAAAGCGCUUUAAGUUUGACGUCUGGUCCAACGACGUCAACCUGGCCAAUCUUAUGGAACAGCUGGGCGUGGCGGGAAAGGUGCACUUGUCGGAGGUCACAGCAAGUUUUCUGCAUGACUGUUAUGAGAGGGAGGAUGGACGAGUGAUGGAGCGUGCCGGGCACAGUGUCGCUGAUCAGCUGAAAGGUUUAAAGACGUAUUUGAUCUCGGGCCGGAAGAUGGGCUCUCAGUGUGCCUGUUUCCAGCUCAGUUUGGGCCGGGACUAUGGCGAAAUGUUAAGUCCAUCCUCAAACACGCACACUCCAGAUCUCUCACACAGCGCCCUCACAGAACCUCUCUCACAGGGCAAGCCUGUGUGUAGCAUCUCUGUAGAUGCUGUUGACAAUCCGCUAGCAGAUGAGGCAACUCGAAAUGGCUGCCAGGAUGAACAUAGAGCCAACAGCAGCAAGUUUCCUGCAGGCCGUAGCCCUAAAACCCUGAACGGGCUGUUGAGUCCUCUGUGCGAGGAGCGUGUGGGAGUCAGCCAGUCGUCUCUGUGUGACAAACUGCAGGAGAAGGACAGGAGCUGGGCUGGAAGUCUGACCGCAGAAGGAGGCGGCAGCAAGGACCACUCAGCGAUCCUCCCGCUGCGCUCCAAAAACUUUCGGGAGAAAAGUGACGCACAGUUUGUGGAAGUGAUAAAGGAAGACAGUCUGAUGAAGGAUUACUUCUUCAAGCCACCCAUCAACAAGCUGAGUUUGAACUUCUUGGAAAAACCCCUGGAGUCAGCGUACCGCACCAGCUACCAUGAGGAGGUGGUGAAUCACGUGCCGGUGCAGACGUUUGCGAGUCCAGUCUUCAGCUCUCUGCUUGAUGUUUUGCUGUCUUGUGCCGUUUUUCUCGCCCUCACCAUCGCCUGCUUCCUGUAUCCCCUUGUUUUCAUGAAGACACCCCUGGCAACCACGCUCGGACUGGCAAUCACUGCCGCUCUGUUGGAACUGGUUUCUCUCAUUUUGUCCGUUCGUAUGAUCUUUUGCCUGGAUGAUGUGCAGAACUGUACCCGGUCUCUGUUGAAGCUGGUCUCUGGCUGGAUCCCACGUCAUGUGAUCGGGGCUGUGCUCGUUUCACUUCCUGCCGUGUCUGUCUUCUCCCACCUGACUUGGGCUUGCAGUCUGGAGCUGCCCAUCCAGGUGACCAUGUUCCUGUGCUGUGCUCUCAUUAUUGCUAUUAUCCAGUACUGUAACUUCUGCCAGCUCAGUUUCUGGAUGCGCUCUGUUUUGGCCACUGUUGCUGGUUUGUCUUUACUUAUCCUGCUCUACAGCGCCACCACCAGCCCCAGGGCCACUGACACUGUUCCAGCGUUUUGGAACACGAGUAACCAGAGUGUCGAAGUAGAUCACACAGGUGAGUUGGACUCUGCGCCCACAGCUCUCGACCUGCUCGUCCUCGAGACCGUGCUCUCCUUCUUCCUUCUGCUGCUGCUGGUUUGGUUCCUCAACCGGGAAUUCGAGGUCAGCUACCGCCUACAUUACCAUGGUAAUGUGGAAGCCGACAAGCAUCGCAUCAAGAUUCAGACCAUGCGAGAUCAAGCGGACUGGCUGCUGCGUAACAUCAUCCCCAUGCAUGUUUCCGAGCAGCUGAAGGUGAACCAGAGUUACUCUAAAAAUCACGACAUUGUCGGGGUCAUCUUCGCAAGUAUUGUCAACUUUAGCGAGUUCUACGAAGAGAGCUACGAGGGAGGGAAAGAGUGCUACCGAGUACUUAACGAACUCAUCGGGGACUUUGACGAACUCUUGCGCAAGCCUGCUUUCUCCAAUGUAGAGAAGAUUAAAACCAUUGGUGCGACCUACAUGGCAGCAUCUGGAUUAAAUGCGCAGCAGUGCCAGGAGCAGGUGCACCCGCACGCUCACCUGCGUGCCCUCUUUGACUUCGCUCUUGAAAUGAUGCGUGUGGUGGACGAUUUUAACAAGAACAUGUUGGGUUUCAAGUUCAAGCUGCGAAUUGGCUUCAACCACGGGCCCCUGACUGCCGGCGUCAUUGGCACUACCAAGCUGCUUUACGACAUAUGGGGCGACACGGUCAACAUCGCUAGCCGCAUGGACAGCACAGGAGUGGAGUGCCGCAUACAGGUUAGCGAAGAGAGCCACUGUGUGCUCAGCAGAAUGAACUAUACCUUUGACUAUCGUGGCACUGUAAACGUAAAAGGGAAAGGGCAGAUGAGGACUUACCUGUAUCCCCAAAUGAACGAGGGCAGAUCGGGGUCCACACAAAGCCUGGAACAAUGCCAGAUGGACAGUGCCAUUGGGCAUUUAGAGCCCAACAUACUUUCCAAUAAAACAUCUGCCGCACCACUAAACCCUGUAUCCACUUCUCCUGAUGUUGCCUCUAUCAGUGGCCACGGUGUGCCUCAGGGCCGUGUAUUAGGCCCGUCUCAGAUUACAGAGGAGUUGCACCAAGACACUAAGGACACUUUUCCUGUCCCUGAGCUCAAAGAAAAGGAUUACGAGAGUCCUUAUCAACCACCAUCGCUAAGUGGUACACAACCUCCAUCAAUAGCACAACUGUACGCACCAUUGGCCAGACCAGAAACACCUUUACAAGGAGAGGAUGAUGAAGUAGAUGAGCAUACAAAGCUCAGGGCAGUGGAGUGAUUCAGAUUUCCUGAGCAGCGGUCCUUCCUUAAGAGCCAAUCAGCUGUUAAUAUCGAGGCUCUGCUUCCUUGAAGGGGCUUUUCCGACCACAACUGUUGGAGUUAGCAGCCUGUAUAGGGCAUAUGUGUCGAUGAUAUGACCUAAAUAGAAAAAUGGGUGCGCUAAGCAUCUGCUGUGUGGAUCACAGUGUAGCACAGAGGGGAAAAUGGAUUUAAUAUUUCUGAUGGUCUCAAAUGAUUAUUUUUUGUUUAUAAAGUGCCUUCACAAUAUGUAAAACGAUUAAGAUCAGUCAAAUGAACAACUCGGAGAUAUUUGAACAAAUAUAUCAGCAUGGCUUUUCGAAAAGAUCUGGACAGUGGAAAAAUGCUGUUUUUCGUAACGUAAAAAUUUAAUAUAUUACUACACCUCUUAUGCCAUAUUCAUUAUUUCCCUUAAUUUCAGUGUUUUUUUCUCUCUCAAAAUAAUCAAAGUGCCGGUAGCUAAUUAGGACAGGAUUACAGGCGAAUACAUUAUGGUUAUUAUAAUGAAUAUACAGCGUAUUAGUUUCACUACUCAUUGGGCAGUCACCCACAUCACAUUAAAAGAAAACCAAGGAAGACAAGGGUGGAUAGAUCGAGAUGGGCUUCCGGCACUUCUGUCCACAAUGCCCAUAUUAAUAUCUAAUAUAUCUGGCAGCAAAUAAUGUAGCUUUUAUCAAUAGAAGGUAAAAGUGUCUCACGCACAAUAGCACCCUAAACUCAUGAAAUGAGAAAAACGGCACAAUCAGCCUUAUUUGUUUGAAACGCAAUCAAGAAAGAUGGCAGAAACCAUGCUGUGCGAUCUCUCCACUUCAUUAGAGGACACAAGGGCUGGUGAUUUGUAAUGCAUUCAGAAAUUCAGAGUGUAAUGUUCGUUGUAAACAUGU
Messenger RNA from Rhinichthys klamathensis goyatoka, 5646 nucleotides. RefSeq names its product adenylate cyclase 9 (gene adcy9a). Lineage: Eukaryota; Metazoa; Chordata; Actinopteri; Cypriniformes; Leuciscidae. Gene Ontology annotation, molecular function: adenylate cyclase activity. The coding region runs from base 537 to 4742 and encodes 1401 amino acids. The transcript is spliced from 10 exons. The record is from RefSeq and is a predicted model, not a curated record. Gene Ontology annotation, biological process: adenylate cyclase-activating G protein-coupled receptor signaling pathway; intracellular signal transduction; cyclic nucleotide biosynthetic process.